CUUCAUUUCUCAGAUUCUCCCACUGUUGAACCCCGACUCCAGCUUUCUACCUGCUGGGCUCCUGUUUGCCGCUGCUUGUCUGGGUGUGCUGAGCGAUGAAGAUCCCUCUGUGGUGCUUGGUGGUGCUGCUGGCAUGUCUCUUCACCCCUGGACGCAGUGACUGCCAGGGCCAAUGUGCGGCCUGCAGUAUGCUCCUGCAGCAGCAGCAACAGCUGCAACAAGCCUUCAACACCAUGAUGUGUUUGUUGGAGUGCGAGGGUCACGUCUCUGCCUCGUUCACAUGGGAGGUGUGUAAACGUGCCGUCAAACUGUCCCACCAUCCUCUGUUUCCUGAGGGGGGCGCUCUGUUCAAGAGAACAGGAGAGGAGCUGGAGUUGACCCCUCUUGACCUGAACACUGACGGUGAACUGCUGCAGUCCUCAGCCGCAGAGCGUUUCCAGGAAGGGGAUCAGGAUGAGAUACCGCUCAAGCAGCGCAGUGUCCAGUAUGACUCAUCACUGCUGGAAUCCUCUGAGGACGGGGAGGGCCUGCAGGGUUUGGAUCUCAGUCUGGUGGAUGAAGAGAUGAAGUUGAGGGAGGAGAGGAACGUCGGGAGCGACAGCCAGCUAGAGGUGGAUGAGGAUGACAGCUCAGAGGCUGCUGUCGCCUUAUCCAAGCGCUUUGGUGGCUUUCAGAGAGGGCGCCACGGAUACAGGAAGCUCAUUGGCUCACCCAUGAGGCCCCUACAAAAGCGCUACGGCGGGUUCAUAGGCGUCCGGAAAUCUGCCCGCAAAUGGAACAGUCAGAAACGUGUGAACCAGCUGCUCAGACAGUACCUGGGCAUGAGGAGCAGCCGCAGCGGCAGGUUCAACAACGUCCCUGUAACUCGGGUCUGGAGGCAAAACAAACUGUGAUGUGUUUCUGUUGCUCUCACAGAAUCCGGCCCCAGUUACCUCAACCAAUCAAUCAUGUUUUCAACAGCUCCCUCCAGUUUGAACUGUGACAUCACCACCACCAACACCAUCAUCAUCAUCAGAAGAAGAACAGACUUCGCCAUCUCGCUCAACCUCUUUUUGUGUCUCUAAAUAAGGAAUGUUUUGACUGUGAUGUCCUUCCUAUUGAGCAUAUUUACAUGCCGUCCUGUCAAAAUAAAAGAAUACGAGAAGUGCAAUUGAAUAUAUUUUUGUGUGUUUGUAUAAUAAAAGGGCCCAAAUGAGAUUGGAAAACUGGUUCAGUGCAAGGUUUGUCAGAUGUGACAUUUUAAAUCAUGUUGAAUGCACUUUCAUGCAUGUGUGGACAGGUCGUUUCUUUGCACUCUGUAGUUAUGGGAACCAUAACUGAUGUCCGGCUGUCCCGCUCAUAUUAAAUGGACUUAUGUUUCAAUAUAUAGGUUUUCCAUAUUUUAAAUGGCAAGUUUACGAUCUGGCACCAAACAAAU
Messenger RNA from Paralichthys olivaceus (Japanese flounder), 1417 nucleotides. RefSeq names its product prepronociceptin b (gene pnocb). Lineage: Eukaryota; Metazoa; Chordata; Actinopteri; Pleuronectiformes; Paralichthyidae. Gene Ontology annotation, molecular function: opioid receptor binding. The record is from RefSeq and is a predicted model, not a curated record. Gene Ontology annotation, biological process: neuropeptide signaling pathway; chemical synaptic transmission; sensory perception. Gene Ontology annotation, cellular component: dendrite; neuronal cell body; axon terminus.